This is a messenger RNA of Planococcus citri (citrus mealybug), 2625 nucleotides long. RefSeq lists its product as uncharacterized. Bases 659 to 2500 code for a protein of 613 amino acids. The transcript has 3 exons. NCBI's taxonomy places the organism in Eukaryota, Metazoa, Arthropoda, Insecta, Hemiptera, Pseudococcidae. The record is from RefSeq and is a predicted model, not a curated record.
CCCCCGUAACAACAGACAGCGACAGUGCACUAACUAACACAGCCUCAGUGACGCAGUGACGUAUUCGAAGGAGUAUUGCUCGUCUUGUACCCCCGCCCCUACCUAGUUGUGAUUUGAAUUGCGAUUUAUCUUUUACUUCUCCCAUCACCCUUCUCGAAAAGUCGAAAUUCUCGAGUCUCGACGUCUCAUGUUGUGUUAGUGUAUCGCUAUGGUGUAUGUGUAUCAUCGUGCUUGUCGUUAGAGAGUAAUAUUUAUUCGUUUCAUCGUUUCGUUGUAAUAGCUAUCAAGCUACAUAAGUUACGGAUUCACCGCGUGCUGCUGUUUUUUUCUAAUUAUUAAUCAAUCAAAAUCGUCGUCACGCGUCUAUUAUUUCGUUUCCUUUGAUGUCUUGAAAUCGCCAUCAGUAGCAGAAUUUUAUUGCACAAUAUUGAAGGAAUUAUCUCAAGUUUCUAUAACUCUUGCCUGAGCGGUUCAGAAAAAUUAACUUUUUUAUCCAUCAAGUGCGAAUUCGAAAAUUCACUCCUUUUCCUCUCAUUCGUUCGUCUCUACGAUUUAGGAUCGAUGAAGUUUUUCUAACGAAUUCUACAUAGAUUUGGGGUCAAUUUUCCAAUUGAAGCGGUGAUACCAACAUCAGAAAAUUUACAUCGCAUCAUUUAGAAUGUUUUCCGAUUCCGAGGAAACUGUCCCGACGUUACAAUAUCUGGCUUGUCAUCAGUUUGCUCGAUGGUUGUGUCAAGAGCAAACCAAGAACUGUUGUUUGCCAACUGAUUCACAUUACUUUGAGGAAGCAUUCUUUGACAACUUUAAAGAUGAAAUCCUUACUACUUUGAGCAAAAAUAACGCGUUUAUGCCGACAGUUUUUAGAAUAGCCAUCGCAGAACAAGUGGAGUCCAUAAUGCAAGAAAUGAAAAAUGAAUUAUCUCACCUGGACUUGAUAGGUCUAUUGGAUUGUAUGCUAAAAAAGCCAAAAUGGCACGACUUUGUAUUUUUGUGGUGGUGUUGUUUUUGGCGCGAAGCUGGAGACGAGAUGUUUUUAACGAUGUUCGAAAGAGUGAUGGAAAAAUCUGAAGAACUUGGUUUGCAUACAAUACCCGAAGAUGAAUUAUCAUCCUAUAUCAAAAUAUGGAAGAGCGCUUCGAAACGUUUGAAACUCAAAGUGUUUGAGAACCUGUCACGUUCCUUUACAAAAAAAGGCAAAUUUAGGCCUACUAGAAGCGUUGAAGAAUUGUUCGGUUUACAGCGUGAUUUAGAAUUCCUUAUGAAAUUAUUCGAAGAUUUCGAUUUGUCGGACAGACUUCAAAUAUGGAUAGAAAAUUGGCAAGACCUGAUCUAUGGUGUCAGUCCAACGCAUCUGGAACCAUUUAUGGAAAUGUGUUGCGAAAGUGAUGACGAUGAGGCGUUUCGGGAAUUCAAAAAAGCGUGGCUUUCUAAACGUGAAAUUAUUGAAGAUUAUUAUUGUAUGCUGAUUGAUAGAUUUUGUGUGAACGAAUUGGACGAUUUCAUGUAUUUUUAUGCGAGCUGUUCAUCGUCAGACGAGGAGGUACUUCAGUUGGCCCAACGCAUAAUCCAUACUUACUUCGUCUUAAAUCCGCUUCCAAAAUCUUACGAACAUUUACUUCAUAUUGCUCAGUCUGACGCGUGGUUUGGUGAAGCGAUUCGAAUGCCUGAACUCGAGUACCUUAUGCGAGUAGAAGUAAUCAAAAUGAAAAAGUAUUGUCAUUUUUUGAUUCAAAAAGCCAGAUUCAACGAAAUUCCGUAUCUGUUGAACUACUUUUUACCCAAGAAGGAAGCGAAAAAAUAUGAAAAACAGUUCACGAAGUCGUUCUUUUUUGAAACCAGCGCUGUUUUCGACCAAAUUUUCGAACCUUGGAUGUAUUCUGAUAUAUUUCGGAAACCGAUCGAAUUCGACACGUUUAUCAAACGUGUAUUUCCUUCAACCAAAGAAGCAGCAAAUUUCAAAAAAAAGAUGAUUUACUCCCAAAAUACCAUAAAUGCUAUUCGUAGUCAUUUAAGCGCGAGCGAAAAAUCUGAUGCGGAUAAUUUCGUGCGAGUGUGUUUAUGUUCGGAACAAGAAAUAUCUGAUUGGGAAGAUACGAUGUUGCGUGAUACUGUAUGGCGCAUCAGAAACUCGCUCGAUCUUGGGGAUGCGUUUUCCCGGCUAACUGACAUUAUAGCAUGGUGUACUGGAACUGAAGAAAGGACGUCUGAAUUCAAAUCUUUGUUGCCGAUUGACGAAGCGUUUGAAAUUAUUGCCCGCUGUAGUUCUUCAAGAAAUGGCUAUGACGUUGGAUUAACGAGAUUUUUCGAUUUUGAUCGUAUUUUAAAGUUGUGGUAUCCCGAGAUCGAAGAUAGGGUUAAUUUUAAAAUGCAGAAGUUGCGAGAUUACCUAAACGAUGAUUCUGUCUUAGAGGUAAUGUUAUUAACGUACAAAAAUGAUUUUGUUCAAUGUGGUACAGAUGAUGAAAGGCGCGAGGUAGUCGUUAGUUCAUGUCAGCAUUGACAAAAGUGUCUUUCACCUCCCCUUUAUUAUACUUUUGUUAGUUAUUAUUUACUGAAGGAUUCAAUUAUAAAUAGGUAUGGUUUGUUCAACUGAGUAUUACAAAUACAUGGUUCUGUAAUUUACUA